ACCCAUGCAUAUUUCUUUAUUAACCGGUGCGUUGCUUUGUACACAUGGUAUUCUUUGUAAUUGAAGCAGUCGUAUUCUAAAUUUUCUUUUUCAUUUUGCAUCUGCCCACAUAGAAGGUUCAUUUCUUUCAAAAUAUAUGAUAUAAAAUUCAUUACAAAAUGAAAGGAGUUGUUAAAACCGAGGAAUAUUUUUAUGGUGCUACAUUGGAUAAGAACAAUGCCACAGUGACAUGGGACUCAAAAACCGAACAGGAAGAUCAAUUGAACGCUGAUCGUUUACAUUUGCGCCAAAUUUUGCUCAGUCAUACCGCCAAAGAGGGUGAAUAUAAUGUUGUUGAGGUGGAAACACUUUCAGCAAAUGAAACUGUAAAAAUUCCAAUCGCUGUUUUGAAAGUAGGUGAACAACGUGUUGUUCAACCUGAAUUAGAAUUUCCUUAUGGACCCGUCACAUUCACAUUGAUUGAAGGUAAUGGCCCCGUUUAUAUUCACGGACAACAAGUACCAAAUGGCUAUGAAGACCAACUUCAAUUGGGCGGCGAAGAAUUUGACAGUGAUGAAGAAACGUUGGAAGAAGAAGAUUACGAAGAAGAAGCCGAAGACUUACCACCAUCGAAAAAGCCGAAAUUGUCCAGUAACAAACCAAACAAAAAGAAAUAAGAUCAUUUCAACCGAUUUAUUUUUAUUCAAAUCAAAUAACAAUAAAUACAAAACUUCAUUGUACCACAUGUUCUGCUUGA
Contarinia nasturtii (swede midge) is the source of this 736-nucleotide messenger RNA. Its product is annotated as nucleoplasmin-like protein. Gene Ontology annotation, biological process: chromatin remodeling. NCBI's taxonomy places the organism in Eukaryota, Metazoa, Arthropoda, Insecta, Diptera, Cecidomyiidae. The coding region runs from base 159 to 656 and encodes 165 amino acids. Gene Ontology annotation, molecular function: RNA binding; chromatin binding; histone binding. The record is from RefSeq and is a predicted model, not a curated record. The transcript is spliced from 5 exons. Gene Ontology annotation, cellular component: cytoplasm; nucleolus; nucleoplasm.